Diuraphis noxia (Russian wheat aphid) is the source of this 2166-nucleotide messenger RNA. RefSeq lists its product as uncharacterized. The record is from RefSeq and is a predicted model, not a curated record. NCBI's taxonomy places the organism in Eukaryota, Metazoa, Arthropoda, Insecta, Hemiptera, Aphididae.
UAAUCGGUGGGUUACCAUUACCAUUACCAUAGGGAAUCUAGUUGGACGUUGACUAGCUAGUGUUACGGAGAGUUAUGUCACGUUUUAAGUAUAAAGCAUGCAACAUUUUCAUGAAGAAUUCGAUACGUAUCGGCUGCAAAUAGUUAUGUACUGACUCGUAUAGUAGUAUCGAAGUCUGAGUCCGAUUUAGGUCGAUCUAUGUUACAAAACAGUUGAACAUUUUGUGGAAGAUUUUGAAACAUAUAUUCACGGAGUACAUUCUGUUCCAUCUUAUAUCAUAAAAUUUGUGUAUAAAAUAGAACAAUCAAUAACAACUAUGGUAUUCAAAAUUGAGGGUUUCGAAGGAUGUUUCAGAAUGACUUUUCAUACUGAUCAUUAUCAUUCACUAAUAAUAUUAAAAAAGGCGAAUGAAAACCGUAAACAAAUUGAUGUUAAAAUUGCUAAAGGAAAAGUAACUAGACUUGAUAUGAUGGAACAAUUAAAAUUUGAAUUAAAAAUAUUCGAUAUUUUCCUCAAGAUAAUUGAUUGUAAAAAGAAAGAAAAUGAAUGCUGUGCAGUGAUCAAUAAAGCUAUUUUAACUAUAGGCAAACGUAUCAAUAGUAUGUGGAAUACUAUAUUUUUACUUUUCACCGUUAAUGAUGAACUUGAAACAAAAAUUUUAGACUCUGCGUAUAAAUUUAAGAUGCCUAUUUGCACCAACUGCAAUAGUUGUAAUAUGACAAUCGAAAGUAUCAUUAAGAGUAUUGAGAUGAUUKCAAUUCAAGAAGAUAUAAUUUUUAAUUUUUCUUCGUGUGAUUUUAUCAAGAUUCUUCAAACAACAGCGUUUGUAGAUAAAACAUUGAUGAUAAAAGAAGUAUUUCAAAAUGAGGAAAUCAAAGGAACAGUAGUCACGGCACCUCGCAAGUAUGGAAAAUCAACAAAUCUAACUAUGCUUAAAUACUUCUUGGAAAUCCAGGUGAACUCUGGGGGAAUACCUCUAACAAAGGCCAAAGCUGAGAAACCAAUUAGAGACACGAGUAAUUACAAAUUAUUUAAAGGACUUAAAAUAAGCAAAGAGUCUAAUAUAAUGGAUAAGCAUUUUGGAAAAUACCCAGUUUUGUAUGUAAAUUUUAAAACAGAAAUGAAUAUAAAAUCAUAUGCUUGUGUUGUUCAAGGAUGCAGCGAAAUACUUCACAAAGCUUUUCAAUCGCAUAAUUAUUUACAAAGAAGUUCUAAAUUGAGUAUGAAACAGAGAGAAUUAUGUAAAUUAUGGUGUGGUAAUGCAAGUUACAAGGAUGUUGAGGAUUUCAGCCACAUUGUUAAUAGUCUUGGUUUAUUGUGUGCAUUUAUAAGAAAUCAUUUUAAUAAGCGAUGUUUUGUUCUAAUUGAUGACCUYGACAUUUUUACAAAUAUAGUUUCUAUAUCAGAGACUUUAUUGGAAGAUUAUAAACUUAUUAUUAUAUUUUUGAAGAAAUUUUUGUUGUUUUUAGAAAACGAUCUAUUAGUUUUUAAAGCGUUUGUGACUGGGAAAUCUGGUAAUGCUAUUUCUUGUAUAGUUCCUUCAUACAUGAAAAUACAAUCGUUCWUUAAUUGUCAUAAUUUUACCGAUUAUUAUGGAUUAACUGAAAAUGAGUUGGAAUAUCUUUUCAAAAAAAAGGAAUUUAAAAAUGUUUCAGCUACAAUAAACGAAGUAAAAGCUUAUUAUGGUUCAUAUUGUAAAAUUGAUGAACUUACAAAAAUAAAGAAGAAUAUAUAUAGCAUAUGGUCAAUUUUAAAUGUUUUAAAAUGUAAAAAAAUUGACAACUAUUGGCGAGACUUUGGAAAUUUUUUUUGUAGCUUUUCGAAUCCAGAUAUUAAAAAUAUAAUAGAAAAACUGCUAAAUAAUGAUCUGACGGUGGUUGUAAUGUUCAAUAAUCAUGAAUCAGAAACUCAUCCAAUCUCCCCUCAUAUUAUUCAAACAUCUGAAACCUUUAAGGACAAUGUUAUGGAAUAUUAUUUCAAUAUCUUGUUAGACUUAGGUUAUCUAACUUGUUAUUCAACUACAACAUUGGUUUCAGGAUCAAAAAACCUAAAACAUUGUUUAGGAAAAGUAAAAAUACCAAAUCAGGAAGUUAAAGAUGAUAUUGUAAAUAAAAUAUCAUUGCUAUCAUAAAAUCAUACUUAGACACUUAGUUAUUUAAUCUAAUA